UUGAAAUGUCAUUUAUGAAAACUAUUAGGUUAGGUUAAAUCUAUUUUGGUACAAAUUAGACUAUUUUUAAUAACUAUGUAUGUAAAAAGGUAGUUGAAUCUGAAAAAAAAUGUCACAGAUAAUGUUUAUUAUAGCGGCCGCGCAUCUAGUCUACUGCCCAUUUACAAAAGUCGAGGAAAGUUUCAACUUGCAAGCCAUCCAUGAUAUUCUAUAUCACAGGUUUAAUCUGUCCGAGUACGACCAUCACGAAUUCCCCGGCGUAGUGCCCCGAACAUUUAUAGGACCACUUUUCAUUUCAGUACUAGCUGCACCGUUUGUUGCGCUUUUUCAAUUUUUAGAUGUGAACAAAUUCUGGGCCCAGUACUUAGUUAGAACAAUCAUCGCGUCCUGUGUGGUAGGAAGUUUUUAUGUUUUGACUAAAACAUUAGAGAAACAAUUUGGAACGAGAUGGCUGCAGUGGUUCAUAGCGAUUACAGUUACCCAGAGUCAUUUCAUGUUUUAUUUAAGCCGUCCACUGCCAAAUAUUUUUGCUUUACCAUUAGUUCUUUUAGCAUUAGAGGGAUGGAUAAGAAAUAACUCAAAAUGUUUCAUCCUGUGUUCAGGAGCAGCAAUUAUAAUUUUCAGAGCCGAACUAGCUUUAUUCCUUGGUAUUCUUUUACUCUAUGAUCUCUACUGCAGAAGAAUAACAUUAAAACGAUUAUUCCAGAUUGGCAUUCCUGGUGGAAUAGCUUUCUUGGUGCUGUCUGUGGUUAUCGAUUCGAUAUUCUGGAAUCGGCCUUUAUGGCCAGAAGGGGAAGUUUUGUGGUAUAACACAGUUUUAAAUAAGAGUUCCGACUGGGGCACCUCUCCUUUUUUGUGGUACUUUUAUUCUGCAAUCCCUCGUGGAAUGGCUGCAUCAGUAUUUUUAAUGCCCAUAGGCAUCUAUCUUGAUGAAAGAGUACGAAAAUUGGUUAUACCAGCACUGCUAUUUGUCUUCUUCUAUUCUUUUUUACCCCACAAGGAACUGCGGUUCAUCAUUUACAUAUUCCCUUUUUUGAAUACAGCUGCAGCUUCCACCUGUCAUAGAAUAUGGGAAAAUAGAAAUAAGACUCCCAUUUUCCAUUUUCUCUCAUUGGGAGUAGCCGGACAUUUGGCCAUUAAUGUCUUGUUCACUCUUUUCCUUCUAAGCAUAUCUGGUACCAAUUACCCUGGCGGCACAGCAAUUUCCCACCUGCAUAGACUAGCCAAAGAUGAACCAAUUGUUAAAGUGCAUAUAUCGAAUUUGGCAGCUCAAACUGGUGUUUCACGUUUCACUCAAAUCAAUAGCAACUGGACUUAUAGUAAAACUGAAAAUCUACAUCCGGGAGAUUGGGAAAUGUACCAGUAUACACAUCUAAUAGCAGAAGCAAAAAGCAAGUUUUCCACAAAUUUAAAACCUUAUGCAGCAACACAUGAUAUCAUCGACACCAUAGAAGCCUUCCAUCAGCUAUCAUUUAACUAUUUCACUAUUCCUCCAGUAAAAAUAAAGACAAAACCUGUUCUUUUCAUUUUAAGACGAAGAGAAAACUAUAAGGAACUCCUUCAAAUAUCCCAGGAAAGUGUUGAAGAUGAUUAUGUUGAAGAGAAUGAUCUAUCCGAUGAAAAGCGAUCAAAAACUAUGGAGAAAAUGGAAACUUACAGUUCAACUGAGGAACAAGAAAGCCUUGAAGAGGAAGAGAUAGAGCUGAGAACAGUAGAUUAUACCAAAAUAGAUUCCAAAGAAGCUUCAGAACAGAUAGGUGAAGAAAAUGGAAAAGUUGCUUAUAAUGUAGAAGAAACUGCAGAUAAUGAAAGUGUGGAAAAUGAUACUGAGAUCUCAGAAGAAGCUAAUGAAACAUUUGUAGAGAAAAGAAAGGAUGUCAAAAUUAUUAAGAAACAAAAAUUAGAUGCUGAAGUAGAAGAAAAAAGAUCAUCUAAGUUGUCUAAAAAAUCAAAACAUUUAGAAGAUAAAAAAGAAUCAGCGAAAAAUUAUGAAGAGGAGAAAGAAGCAGAAGAAAAUUUGCCGAGGUCCAAAAAACUUAAAAGUAAAGAAAUAUCAAUGCCAAAAUCAUCAAAAGUAAAUUUGGAAAAACUAGAAGACGAUAGUACAAAAGAACCUUUCAAAAAAUUUAAAGUACCAGUAAAGUCUGAAGAGAAAAAGGCUUUGCCAAAGUUAUUUAAAAGAAAUGUUGAACAAAAAAAGUUAAAAGGGAUUGAUACUGUUGAAGAACUAGAAGAGUCUAUUAAAAAAUCAGUAAAAGAAGGUAGACCUGAAGUUCUAAAAUCAUUUAAGAGGAAAGAUGAAGAACUAAUUAAAGAACUUGAUAAGCCUCUUCUUAAGCCAGUGGUUAAACAGGUUAAACAAAUGACUAGUUUGGCAUUACCAAAAAAAGGUGCGGAAAACAGGCAAAAUGUUAAACAAAACAUAAGAAAGAUUAUACAUAAAUUUAAGAGAAAGCAUAUGGACGAAGAGUUUUCUUCUCAGCCCAAAGAAGGUGUUCAUACUAAAGAGGCUAUCAAAAAGAUCAUUGUAGAAGAACGGUCAAAGCAAGAGAGGGAUGAAAUAAACAAAAUCCAACAGCAGAUUAUGGAGAUCAUAGAAAGCAACCCUAACAUUAUAAAUAAAGAGUUGAUUAAGUCCAAACUCCAAGAAACUAUCAUAAAUGAAUUGGUGAAUGCUAUUGACCAUAAAAUUCAAGAAACAGAGACCAAAACAAGACAAAUUGAUGAAAUAAAAAAAACAAGAGAGUUGCCAAGGAAAGUACCUGAAGUAUUGAAGACUGUUGAGGUGGAUAAACUUUCUCCAUUGAAGGACCUGAAACAUGAAUUAUCCAAGGAAGAACCUACCUCAAAGAUAAGUGUGGAAGAAUAUAAUAAGAGCGAUGAGGAUUAUGAACCAGGAGAAGUAAAUGGUGCCAUAAAUAUUUACAACUCUAAGAGCACUUCAGAAGACAAAUCAGAGGAAGGAUUACAGAAAACUAGCACACCUGAUGAAGAACAUAUCUUUGAUGAAGAAAAAUUGGCUUUUAUAAAAAGAUUCAAGAAAGCCAAUGAAAAAUUGGAUAAUAUCCUGACAAUCAUCGAUGAGAUCGUCGACACUAUUGAAAUUACUGACGAAGACGACGAAGAUAGUUUUAGAUAAUAUUUUUCGUGUGCAAUAUUUGUUAAUAUUUUGAAAUAAAUAUUUUAUUGUUUUUA
Anoplophora glabripennis (Asian longhorned beetle) is the source of this 3195-nucleotide messenger RNA. RefSeq names its product probable Dol-P-Man:Man(7)GlcNAc(2)-PP-Dol alpha-1,6-mannosyltransferase. The transcript is spliced from 8 exons. Gene Ontology annotation, cellular component: endoplasmic reticulum membrane. The record is from RefSeq and is a predicted model, not a curated record. Bases 110 to 3139 code for a protein of 1009 amino acids. Lineage: Eukaryota; Metazoa; Arthropoda; Insecta; Coleoptera; Cerambycidae. Gene Ontology annotation, molecular function: alpha-1,6-mannosyltransferase activity. Gene Ontology annotation, biological process: protein N-linked glycosylation.